AGCAGCAUCGCCCCGUCGGGAAACACACUCACACUCUCUCACACACGCACUGAACAUCUGAGAGGGGGCAGAAAAGGGACCGCAGCUCGCCGGGGAGCGUCCGACUCCCGGCGAAAAGAACAAAGGGACAGAUGACUGAGCGGAUUUUCGAUUUAUAAAUGGAAAACACAAGAAGGUUAAUUUAAGACAGUGUUUGCUGAACGGAGGGACUCCCCGGCAGCAGCCUCCCCCCCUCAGCCAUGCCGCUUGUAUUCCGCACACUGUUUUUCGGCUUUGUAACGCUGCUGGUUGUGCUUUUGAUAAUUGAUGAUAUUGCAGAAGUGGAAGAAGAAACUGCAAAUAUUGGACAUUCAAAGAAGGUGAACUUACACCAGCUCGGCCCCAAACCACACAGAAAGGUUGCAGUACAUGUGAAUCCCACUGCUUUGACAACAGCGAACAUAGAGACAGAUCAUCACCAUCCAAGCUACAAUAACACUGCCAAACAUUCGUCAAACAACUGGACUUUCAAUAAGACCCUCUCCCACCUCAUCAGAAAAAAUAUUCUGAGAUUCCUUGACCCGGAGAGAGAUAUCUCAAUUCUGAAGGGCACGCUGAAACCAGGAGAUAUCAUCCACUAUGUUUUUGAUCGUCACAGCACCACAAACAUCUCAGAAAAUCUCUACCGUCUCUUGCCAACCGUAUCCCCCAUGAAAAACCAACAUUACAGGCGCUGCGCCAUCGUGGGCAACUCUGGGAUCCUUCUGAACAGCAGCUGUGGGCCUGAGAUCGACUCUCACGACUUUGUUAUCAGGUGUAACCUGGCGCCAGUAGAGGAAUACUUUCAGGAUGUUGGAUGGCGGACCAACUUAGUGACCAUGAACCCGUCUGUAGUACAGCGGGCCUUCCAGGACCUGGUCAGCGAAGAGUGGAAGGAGCGCUUCUUGCAGCGUCUUCGAAGCCUCAGUGGCAGCGUGCUGUGGAUCCCAGCCUUCAUGGCCAAGGGGGGAGAGGAGCGUGUGGAGUGGGCCCUGCGUCUCAUCCUGCUGCACACCGUAGACAUACGCACCGCCUUUCCAUCACUGCGCCUUCUUCAUGCUGUCAGAGGGUACUGGCUGACGAACAAUGUCCACAUCAAACGUCCGACCACUGGCCUCCUCAUGUACACCAUGGCCACUCGCUUCUGUGAGGAGAUCCACCUUUACGGCUUUUGGCCCUUUCCGCUCAACCCGCAAGGCAAACCAGUUAAAUACCACUACUACGAUACCCUGAAGUAUGAGUAUACCUCCAGCUCGAGUCCUCACACCAUGCCUUUGGAGUUCAGGACCUUGAGCACAUUGCAUAGACAGGGGGCGCUACGGCUCCACACUGGUGUGUGUGACAUCCAGCAGAGACUACAGAAAGAUCUCCAGAACAAAUAGUUGGGGUGUCUUCAGUGAGCAGACUUAAAUCUGAGCAGUUUUCUUGUUGCUACCACUUUUAUGAAACUUGAAUUAACUAAUUUUCAGCAGCUGGAAUUAAGAUUUUUCUAUUUCAAGCUCCAAGAGUGACUAAUUCCACCCUCAGGGCUGAGGUCUCUGCAUUCUUGAGCAGCUUUCAUUUGAGCCUUCCAGUUUGAAGAAACCAAACGCAAGCACAUCAUUUUUUUUUCUGUGCGUUGAAUAAAUCAAUAAACAUAAUUUCCUUUUUAUAUUCUAACUUAUUAUAAAAUGGGUUAUGCCGAAAAAUGAUAGAUCCAAAAUGCAAGCAAGUGAAAAGGUUUAAAAGUUAAUAAUUCAUAUUCUAACUUUACGAUAAUAUGAUGAUAAGACUCCAUUGAGGGUGUUUUGUGAGCUGUUAAAUUACCGGUUCACUUGUUGAGCCACAAGAUGGAAGCACUUAAUAAUCAGGAAGAAUGAUAAUAGAGGAAAAAGUGGACCAACAUUUCUUUUUUUAAAACAAACACCUCUAAGUGGAAUCUUCUAAAUGAGUCGAUAUGAUGUUCAACGUGUGGCUGCAUCAUUUUCUCAAAUAGAAAACCUUUUAUGCGUUUAUAGCUUCCUAUGAAGUACCUUAAUUUGUUAUAGAGCAGGUUAAUAACAAGCAAAAAUGCAAACCUCCAGUAAACCAGAACCACCAUCUAAUAAAGUCAGGCUACCCUGAGAACCAAAUCAAGAAAGGAAAGCAUGUUGAACUGCCGUGGCUGUGAGUAUAAUGGGGGAGUGUACCAGCUGUUCACAUAUGAAUGUUUACUUAGACUCAGCCGAUGGUAAACUCACUUUGUAAACUUUCCUUAAAGAGCACCAACCCUGUUUCCUACCUGGAAGGCGAGACGGUAGCUGGGAUGUUUGUAGUUAGGUUUACUUUUUGAAAUGAAUGUAUUGGUUCGUUUUCUUACAAAUGUGGGAGUGAAUAAGCCCCAUAAUGUGCUUUUAAAUUAAUAUUGAGUCACAAUUAGCAGCUAUUUCAGUUCAAUAACACUGAGAGGAGGGAGAGCAGGAAAUUUGUAUGCCUUUAUUCACGUAGAUCAAGGGUUCUCAAGGUUUUGACAACCAAUGUACGGAGCCAGCGUACGGAUGAGGGCUGCACAAGAAAAAUGCACCUCACAGACACUAGAAAUGUUUGUGACGUGUCUGUUAUUUAUGGCAAUAUGUGUUUGUAAUUUCCUUUUUGUGGUGUUUAAUACAUUUAAUGUUACAUUUCUUGACACCAGCUAUAUCUGUCAAUGUUAGAAAGGUUUAGUCUGCUAUGAAGGCUGUAACACAAGAGUUUUUGGUUUUGUUCUGCGCGGCUACACUCACUGGCCACUUUGUUAGGUACACCUGUUCAUCCGAAUGAGGAAGAAAGGUGAUUUAAGCUGUAUUCAAUGUGGCAUGCUUGGUGGUUUCAGACAGGCUGGUCUGAGUAUUUAAGAAUGCUUAUUGACUGGGACUUUCCCACGCAACCAUCUCUAGGGUUUACAGAGAAAGAGAAAAUAUUCACUGAGUGACAGUUCUCUGGGCAAAAAUGCCUUGUUGAUGUCAGAGGUCAGAGGUGAAUGGUCUGACUGCUCCCAGCUGGCACGAAGGCCAUGGUAACUCAAACAACCACGCUUUACAACCAAGGUAUGCAGAAGAGGAUCUCUGAACAAUAAACAUGUGAAACCCUGAAGCAGAUGGGCUACAGCAGCAGCAGAUCACACCUGUGCUGCUCCUGUCAGCUAAGAACAGGAAACUGAAGCUGCAAUUCACACAGGCUCACCAUAACUGAACAAUUGAAGUUUGGAGAAAUGUUGCCUGGUCUAUACGUGCUGUGACGUUCAGGUGGUAGGGUGAAUUUGGUGUAAGCAACAUGAAAGCAUGACUCCAUCCUGCCUUGCAUCAAUGGGUAAAGCUGCUGCUGGUGGUGUAUCCAUGUGGGGGAUAUUUUCUUGGCACACUUUGGACCUCUUGGGCCACAGCCUACCUGAGUAUUGCUGCUGACCAUCCAUCUCUUUAUGAUCCCAGUGUACCCAUCUUCUGAUGGCUGCUUCCAGCAGGAUAACCAUGCUACAAAGCUCAGAACAUCUCCAACUGGCUUCUUGAAUGUGGCAUUGAGUUCACUGUACUCAAAUGGCCCCCACAGUCAUAAGGUCUCCAACAGAGCACCUCUGGUAUGUGGUGGAAUGGGAGAUUUGCAUCAUAGCUGUGCAGCUGGCAAAACUGCAGCAACUGUUUGAUGCUGUCAUGUCAAUACGGACCUACGUCUCUACGUUUCCAGCACCUUGUUGAAGCUUUCCAACCAGGUACUAGAAAGGUGUACUUAAUGAAGUGGCCAGUGAGUGUAUAUCGUAGUUUGACAUGUGGAUGACUUUAAUGUAAACUAGUGCAUUCUUUCCUUGUUGUCCUCACAGGCCUCACAACAUGCUAACAGGAACUGCCACUGGCUCACAGGUCACACUUUGAGAACCCCGGACAUAGAGUAAUGUAUUGAUCGUUCUUGUCUAGCAUGUUUGGAGUAGUAAACCAAUAUAAUAGUUUGGUACAGAUGUGUGUGGAGCUGCUAGUAUAUUGUGCCUAUAGUAAAUAAAUUCCACUAAUCUGUAAAUGGACCAUCCCCAUGCCCAGAUGUAAAAAAAAGGUGUUGGCUCAAGAGUUCUUUAUAGCCUAGUUAUGAAUUAAUAACACACACAAACAGAAUAUGCAAAAAAUGUUUGUUGUAGGCCUGCAGUCAGGAAAGAAACUCCUUUCUAUGUACAUUUUGAGGCUAAUAGUAGACUGACUUUUCAAACUAGAACAUCUUAACGUGAGCUUAAAUUAUAUUUUUGUACUUCGAGGAUCCACCUCAGUAAAAGUUUUUUUUUGUUUGUUUUUUUGGAGUUGUCUUGAUGUUUGGGGUAGCUCUGGGUAUUUUUCUGUAACAAAAUGCCUCUGUAAAAGAAAAUUAAGAGAAGCAUUCAAAAUAUUCUAAGAGCUCUGCGGCUAAACAAGUAGCCUCAUGCGCUCUCACCCAUGUGAUUUGUCCACAAAAGUGUUGCUUUGACGGGAUGCGCCUGUUGACUUGCAUGUCGGCCUUAUUACACUGCCAAUUAAGUUAAGAAUAGACAUGAAAGUUGCACUAGAGACGUCAGCAGUCUGAAGCAAUGAAAGGUUUAUUUGUGUGAGCUUGUCUGACUUUAGCAAAAAAUAGAAACAUUCUGUGACCAACACUAUUAAGCUAAUUAACCCAGAAUGUGGAGUUUGCCACAGAUGAGAAAACUUUCUCACACGUGUUAUAUGCUGCAAAGCUGUGAGGAUUGUAUAGUUUUAUCCUGCCCCCCCCCUCCCGCUGUUAACAUCUGUUUAAUGUGCAAAUUCCAGCAAACAAAUACUUGCUUUUGCAUGUUUGUCUUGUGUUAAUGGAUAGAGUUUGAACAUCUUCCAGUUUUUGCUUUUACGAUCCUCAGUAUGACUCGCCGAUGCUUAAAAGUGUGCAUUUAUGACGAUGUGAAUGUACUUUUCUGUGGCAGAAAAUACACAAAAAAAUUUUCCUUAUCGCUUCAAAGGAAGAGCUUUUAUUUCAGUGUUUUUUCUCAAAUAAAUGGAAACUGAGGAAACAGA
This is a messenger RNA of Archocentrus centrarchus (flier cichlid), 5015 nucleotides long. RefSeq names its product ST8 alpha-N-acetyl-neuraminide alpha-2,8-sialyltransferase 2 (gene st8sia2). Gene Ontology annotation, biological process: oligosaccharide metabolic process; N-glycan processing. The coding region runs from base 240 to 1400 and encodes 386 amino acids. The record is from RefSeq and is a predicted model, not a curated record. Gene Ontology annotation, molecular function: alpha-N-acetylneuraminate alpha-2,8-sialyltransferase activity. The transcript has 6 exons. NCBI's taxonomy places the organism in Eukaryota, Metazoa, Chordata, Actinopteri, Cichliformes, Cichlidae.